Molecule: messenger RNA, 2786 nt
Organism: Octopus sinensis (East Asian common octopus)
Lineage: Eukaryota; Metazoa; Mollusca; Cephalopoda; Octopoda; Octopodidae
Product: procollagen galactosyltransferase 1
Exons: 14
Coding region: 55-1845 (596 amino acids)
Molecular function (GO): procollagen galactosyltransferase activity
Source: RefSeq, a predicted model, not a curated record
AAAAACAGCAGCAGAACUCUUCAGUGUCGAAGUUAGUGUUGUUCGCCUGGCAACAUGGCUGCGUCUAAGUCGACGUGGAGCUACCUCCCGCAAACUUUACUAGGUUUUGCCGUAUUUAUUUCGAAUUUUCUAGUUGCAUAUAGUGACAAUAACUCUACGAACAAUGCGGAGUCGAAGCUCCCUCCGACAGUCUUGAUAGCAUUAGCUGUGCGCAAUGAAGGACACGCCUUACCCUGGGUUCUCGGUCAGUUAGAAAUCCUCAACUACCCCAAAGAUCGCAUUUCUUUCUGGAUACGCAGUGAUCACAACAUUGACAACACAUCAGCUAUAUUGAAAGAAUGGGCAAGCCAUGCCAAAAAGUAUUAUCAUUCCAUAGACUUAAAGAUUGAUGAAAAAUCCUCUGGCUAUGCAGAUGAAGAAUCUCCCUGCCAUUGGGUAAAAGAACGGUUUCUUCAUGUGAUGAAUCUGCGACAGAAAGCCUUGGAGAAAGCCAAAAAAGUGUGGGCCGAUUACCUCUUUUUGAUGGAUGCCGAUAUUGUCAUUGAGAACCAAGACUUGUUUUCCAUUCUCAUACAUCAGAACAAACCCAUUAUUUCACCUCAGCUUAAUGUAUCAACCGACAGCCUCUACUCCAACUUCUGGUGUGGGAUUAAUGAAUAUGGAUAUUAUCAAAGAACACCAGAUUAUGAACCAAUCGUCCGGUGGAACAAACAGGGUUGCUUUGAAGUACCAAUGGUUCAUUCUGUCUACCUGAUUGAUAUGAACCAUGUUGGGGUGAGGAAACUGUCAUUCAAGAAAGCCCCACCUGGAUAUAAGGGGCCGUUUGAUGAUAUCAUUCAGUUUGCUUUUGCUGCCAAAUAUGCCGGAAUGUCGAUGCAUAUCAUCAACACAGAAUUUUUUGGACAUCUUAUGGUUCCUUUAGAGUCAAAAGAUUCUUUAGAAGAUGAGGUUGAACAGUUUCUGCACAUUAAACUGGAAAUGAUUGUUAUCGAGCCCCAACUCCGUCCCUCUCGUUUCAUUUCUUUCCAACGAGUUAAAAGUAGCAAACUUGGCUUUGAUCAGGUAUAUCUCAUUAAUUUGAUCCGACGUCCAGAAAGAAGACGGAAAAUGCUUACUUCUCUGAGAGAACUUGGCAUUGAAAUCUUUAUUUUGAAUGCAGUUGAUGGAAAAACUCUGAAUGACACAUAUCUGAAGCAGUUAGGUGUGAAACAGCUACCUGGGUAUGCAGAUCCUUAUCACGGAAGGCAGAUGACAAUGGGAGAAAUUGGCUGCUUUUUAAGUCAUUUUGUCAUAUGGAAAGAUGUUGUCGACAAUAAUUACAGGAAAGCCCUCGUAUUUGAAGACGAUGUACGGUUUGAAAUAUUCUUCCGACAGAAGCUUGAAAAACUACUUUAUGAAUGUGAAUAUAUUGUCAGAAACUGGGAUCUUGUAUAUCUUGGCAGAAAAAGAUUAUUUCGAAAACCAGAACCUGAUGUACCUGGCACAACAAUGUUGGUUUGGCCCAACUAUUCCUACUGGACGUUAAGUUACAUCAUGACCCUUGAAGGGGCUCAAAAGUUGUUGGAUGCUGAUCCCUUGUCCAAAAUGAUACCCGUUGAUGAGUAUAUUCCGGUCAUGUUUGACCGACAUCCAGAAGAUGAAUGGAAAUCCUUUUUCUUCCCCCGCAAUUUGGUUGGACUGUCGGCAGAACCAUUACUUGUGUAUCCAACACAUUAUACUGGAGAAGCAGAGUACUUGUCUGAUACUGAAGACUCAGACCUGAUUGAAGGUAAAGAGGAAGAGGAAGACGAAAAUGAAAUUGCCGCCGCUGGUCUCAAUGUUGACAGUCCGAAAGUGGAACUGUGAAAUACUUAAACAUAAAACACACACACACACACGCACACACACACACACAGCUUAUAAGAGUUGGAUUUAGCCAGUAGUUGGGUCCAGUGCCUGAAGAGCCUAGAACAGGUACAAGGAUAUCUGGCUUUUCCCUAAAAGAAAUCUUAGCCAUCUUGAAUUUUGAGAGAACUCCCCCAUCCAGGGGCAGAAGCAGUCUUGUUCCCUUGUUCUAUUUUGCCAAAUUUCUUUUCAGGCUUUGCACACACACACACAUUUAGUAUUUUAUUUUUACAAGGAAAACGUUGACAGUAACUUUGAAAUAUUGGUUUCAUAUUCAUCUGGAUUGAUGACAGUUACUAACCUACUACUUCGAUGUCACUGUCACCAUUUCCUUGUAAAAGCCAAAACAUAAAAUAAAAUAUGGUUCUGUACUGAAAGGAAGAGAUGGGUUCUUCAAAAUAAUGUUUGACUAUUUUUAUAUAGAGCUACACAAACAUUGAUAUUUUAUAAGCCACACAAGUAGACCCAUUCUAAAGCAUACGUGCACACACAGACACAUCUACACAUAAACACACACACAGAUUAAAGCAGCUUGUAAAACUAAUUUUGUUAUGAAAAUGUUACCAUGACAACAAUCAUUUAUAAUAAGAUUAGAGUUAAAUACAGAGAUACAAGAAAAAAUUUCCUGAACCUCGAAAGAGUUUUGCCCUCGUCCCUUUCCCAACUGACCUGUACAAAACCCCCCAUAAAUAACCAGUUAUUUCUAUUCUAAAAUAUUAAAUUUCUUUGUAUCAAAGUCAUUGAUAUUUUUAUACCAAAGUAAACUCAUCACAGUUCAGGUGAGAAAAAUGAAAAAAGAAAUUCAUUUUCAGUGGUGUUUUUUUUUUGCUUUUUCUUUUAAUCCCACAGACUUUUGGACUUUCAAAACAUUCUGAACCCCACCGCCACGACCUCUCCACUGA